Molecule: messenger RNA, 243 nt
Organism: Opisthorchis viverrini
Lineage: Eukaryota; Metazoa; Platyhelminthes; Trematoda; Opisthorchiida; Opisthorchiidae
Exons: 1
Coding region: 1-243 (80 amino acids)
Source: RefSeq, a predicted model, not a curated record
AUGCAAAUCUGUAAGAUUGUGAAGUUAGCUCAGUGCAUGGAAAACGUGGAAGAGGAUCCCGGCCAAGUAGCUUGCUUACUCGUUCAAUUUCUUCUUGCGACCCAACUGCUGUCAACGGUGGUGCGGGGAGGCCAGGCAGUUGAGGCUUUGGGAAAGGAAGUGGGGGAGGACCAUUCGGUAGUUCCGGCCGUGGAGGAUAAUGAGGUGGAGGUCCCAGACGCUCGUGAGAAUCUACAGUGGUAA